GGUGUUUGGUGGGUGUCUGGGUGUCGGUGCACGGUGGCGGUGUGGUGCAGGCCGGGCCCAGUGCUGCAGGUUGUCCUGUAGGCUGCACGCUGUUGAUGUCAGGAGCAAAGGAGGGGAACGUGAGGAAUGGCUGAACACUAACCGCGCGCUCUCACGUAAAGGAAACAAACCACGACGUUAUAUCAGCGCGAGCGACUCGCGCGCUCGAGAAACUUACCGUCGCCGAAUCGGCGUCUUCAACAGCCGCCGCUCGGUUUUACAAAUUUAACGGGGCAACGAAAAUGCAAAAAACGCAAGGUAGGCUUCCGCUCCUGUCGCCAGCGCUGCUUCUUGAUUUCAACGGACACGGCGUCGCUUCUGCGAAACACAGUCGGCUGUUCUUCGAAGACAGCGUUUGAUUUUGAGGCGAAAGUGGAUAUUUUGUGUGUGUAUGCGCGUGCGAAGUGUUUUGUUUGGAAAAGGAAGGGGGGGGUCGGGGAGGCUUCACCUCAUGCCUCAGCCCAGUAUGAGAAGUCGACGUCCGGAGUAGAUUUUACCACAAAGGCCCGUUGAGUUUUCACCUGAAACUACGAGAAAAUGCGUGUGGGUUUGUUUUGGGUAUGUUUGUGGUGCUUGGUCGGUCCCGGUGCCGCCGGUGAAGGACGCUCCAACCCGGCCGCCUGCUCGCCCUCCUGCAGCUGUGAUGAAGAUGGGGGAGCAGACUGCUCCGGCAGAGGACUGACCUCCGUCCCGGCUGGUCUCAGUGCUUUCACGUACUACCUUGACCUCAGCAUGAACAACAUCACUGAGCUUCCAGCUUAUGUCUUCAAGAACUUCCCCUACCUGGAAGAACUGCGCCUUGCAGGGAAUGACCUGUCAUUCAUUCACCCUGACGCCCUGUCUGGACUGCAUCAGCUCAAAGUCCUGAUGCUCCAGAAUAAUCAGCUGAAAACUGUGCCGAGUGCACCACUAAGGAACCUUCACUCUCUUCAGUCUCUUCGCCUGGAUGCAAAUCAUAUUACCACAGUUCCAGAGGACAGCUUUGAAGGCCUUCAGCAACUACGCCACCUCUGGUUGGAUGAUAACAAUCUGACGAAGGUUCCCAUUGGUUCUUUGAGACAUCAAGCUAACCUACAGGCUCUCACAUUGGCCCUCAACAGCAUCUCUAACAUACCAGACAAUGCUUUUGCAAACCUCACCAGUCUGGUUGUGCUGCAUCUUCAUAACAACAGAAUCAAAGAGAUAGGAGAAAACUGUUUUUCUGGAUUAGUCAACCUGGAGACACUAGAUCUUAAUUUCAACAACCUCAUGGCUUUUCCCAAAGCAAUAGAGGCUCUUCCCAAACUCAAGGAACUUGGGUUUCACAGCAAUGACAUAGCAUCCAUACCUGAAGGAGCCUUCCAUCAUAACCCUCUGCUGAGAACCAUCCAUCUUUAUGACAACCCUCUGUCCUAUGUGGGUGCCUCAGCUUUCCAGAAUCUGUCUGACCUGCACUCUCUGAUGUUGCGUGGGGCCAGUAUGAUGCAGGACUUCCCCAUCCUUACAUCGACGAAUAACCUCGAGAGCCUGACUCUGUCUGGCACCAAAAUAUCUUCUAUACCUGCUGAUUUGUGUGAGGAUCUGAAGUUCCUUCGAACUCUAGACCUAUCCUACAACAAAAUCAAAGAAUUACCAUCAUUCCAUGGAUGUGCCACACUGCAGGAGAUAAGCCUUCAACACAACCAUAUUCAACAAAUUGACAGAGACACAUUCCAAGGCAUGUCUGCUCUACGUUUGCUAGACCUGAGUAGGAAUGAAAUCAGAUUCAUCCACAGAGACUCCUUCCUCACUCUCACUGGGUUAACCAACUUAGAUCUGAGUAUGAACUCGUUGACUGCGAUCCCAACAACUGGACUUAGUGCCCUCAAUCAGCUUAAACUCUCAGGAAACCCGCAGAUGAAAAAUGUGCUGUCUGCCAAAAACCUGCCCCAACUCAGGUCCAUAUCUGUUCCAUAUGCAUAUCAGUGCUGUGCAUUUGCUGGAUAUGACACAACAAGUACAACUGAUGAAACGGCCAUGAAGAAAUCUACAGGCGGUGAGGAUGUGGAAAGAGUCUCUAUGCUUUUGCAUUGCUCUCCUUUACCAGGAGCCUUCAAACCUUGUGAGCACCUCUUGGGCAACUGGAUGAUUCGUCUGACCGUCUGGUUCAUCUGCCUGGUGUCUCUGGUCUUUAACAGCCUGGUGCUAGUGGCCACCUUCUCCGCCACUCAUCGUACACCUCACCACGCCCACUCCCUGACCCCAUCGAUCGCUGCAGCCAGGCUCCUGAUGGGGCUGCUGGCACUGACAAACCUCCUCACGGGCCUAUAUGUUGGCGUGCUGACUGUGCUGGACUUGGCUACCUGGGGGUCCUUCGCUGAAUUCGGCGUUUGGUGGGAGAUGGGGCCUGGCUGCAAGAUCACAGGAGUUCUGUCAGUUUUCUCAUCCGAGUGGGCAGUUUUGUUGCUCUUACUGGCAGCGGUGGAGCGCAGUGUGGCCGUUCAAGCAAUUCUUGGGAAGGUAAUGAUGUUACCCAGGAGGAACGGCGGAAGCCAUCGUGGAUUCUGGAGAGGAGACCGACGAUUCAGCAUCGCUGCAGGACUGCUGGCACUGUUGGCUGCUGCCGGAGCCUGUCUGCCUCUUAUAACCUCCAGCAGCCUGUCUGCUUCUCCUCUCUGCCUGCCGUUUGCAGGUGGUGAGAGUCCAGCUUUGAGUGUUACCGUCGUCCUGGUGCUGUUCAAUGCACUAGCUUUCUUGUUCACUGCUGGUGUCUACACCCAGUUGUACUGCCGUCUGGGCAGGGCGGAGCUGGCCGAUCCCGAGCAGACAGGUGCACUGCGUCAUGUAGCCUGGCUGAUCUUCACCAACUGUAUAUUUUUCUGCCCUGUGGCUGCAUUCUCCUUUGCUCCUGUCUUGACUGGGUCUGGCUCUACGGCUGGUGGCCCAGAGAUAGCAAAGUCAGUCACCCUCAUCUUCUUCCCGCUGUCUGCAUGCCUCAACCCAGUGCUUUACGUCUUCUUCAGCCCAGCUUUCAGGGAGGACUGGCUGAGACUGCGCGGCCGCAGAGGUCUGCCCAGGGAAGUGAAAGCCGGUAGCAAAAGUCCCAGAGUUAGCGGUGGAGGCUCAGAGGUCACAUAUGGAGGUUCCUCCACACACCUAGGCUUUGACUGUGGGGUGUACUCACAGCUGUGUGGAGAAACAGUUGUGUGCGAGCAGUGUGAAGCAGUGCUGCAUGCCAGGACCUGCUCCUCAUCCUCUUCCUCGACAGUCUGCAGACAUUUGCUGAAGUCUCAUAGCUGUCCCACCCUUUUAGCAGGAGCUACAGUGAGCCAGCGUGCUGAGGGGUUUUGGGCAGACACCGGCACACCUUCUGCUCAGUCUGAAUACGCAGAAGAGGGGGACUCAUUCGGUUCGGACAGUUCAGACCAGGUGCAGUCCUGCGGCCGGGCCUGUUUCUGUCAGAGCCGAGGCCUUCCUCUGGUGCACUACUCCUACAACAUACCUCGAAACAAGGACUGAAGCAGCCUUCAUAGCGACAGCACGUCUCUGAGCACAGUUCUGUCUGUUAUGUGAAUUUAAAUCCUAUUUGAAUUUUUGUGUAACAACAAAAUUGUGCCAACCACCCUGCCAAUCGACGAUUCAGGAAGCACUUAUGUUUGUAUGCACCCGGUCUCUUAAAGGGAACUCAGUAUGCUUGCCGAACUUGUUCUUAAGUGCAUAAUUUCCACCCCCACCCCCUACUAAGGUGGUCGAAUUUAGCCCAGUUAAGCACACCCUGUUUCAAAGGGGUUGACAAGAGAUGUUGCAAAGAAAAAUCUUCCCACGAGUGCCUGCGUCUCACUUUAAAUUUGAUGGGCUGUUGUGCUGUUCACAGUCUCAAAUUAUGCAUCUGUCAUCAUAACAAAGAUUUGUGAUUUGUUUGACCUGUACACUAAACUUCUCAAGUUUUUGUUAUAUCUUGUUAAAUUUUUUGAAACUCUACAGCAAACUGUUGAGUUAAUGUUUUUUUUUAACCUAUAUAAUGUAGCACAUGCAAUAAUCAUUCUUUAAAAUUGGUUUUCGGUGGGCUGUCUGUUAAUAACAAGCUCAAUCAGUUCUUGCUACCUAGCGUGGUAACGGUGUGAGUAUAUGCCAGCGUGAAACACAGUUCUUCGUGUUAAAUUACAAAGACUAUGAAUGUGAUGAAAGUAGCAGAUGUCACUGUUUAAACAACAGCAGUACUUUGUGGGUUUGUGCUGUUGUUUGCUUUUUGGAGCUGCACGAAUGUCUGGAUGGAGAUGAUUUCAGGUUUAUGAAACAUGGCCUUUGAUGACUUUAUACACUAAUUCGAGCAUUCACUAGAACAGCAGCACUUCUUAAUGUGAACAUGUAAAAUGUUUAGUCCUUCAUUGAAAUGUUUGGCUGGUUUUCAUGAAUAAUUCCAUUAGUUUUAAAUCUUAUUUUCUGGUUGUUGCCGUCAUGCCGAUUGAUAUGACUCAAGCUGUGUUUGUUUUAGUUACGUAACUGCAGACCUACAGAUUGUCAUCAGACCAAGAGAAACAGUUGAUGAGACCUGCUGAGAUCUGCUUUUUUGAUUAUCUGUGGCUACAGCAAAAGUCAGACAAUUCUGGAGGGUUUUGCACGACAUUUUGAUCAUGUGAUCAAGAACAAGAAGUGCUCAGAGAGCACAGACCUCCAGCAACAUUUAAGGAUAUAUUGUAACCACAGAAUGCAUAAAGAGAAUCCUGAUUCUCCUUAUUGUGUAAAAGCUGGCUUCGUUAUUUAUGUUGGGGGAGUGUAAGGUAACAAAUUGGGCUGUAAACCUGCAACUAUUUUUUCUACAUAUUCUGUGAGUGUGCAAACAUAAUAUUUAUUUCUGAUGAACAGAACAAGAUCUGUUUCAUAAAAGUUUAAUCAUUCUCAUAAAUGCAACCUGUUGAAAAUUCAUAGUUUGAUCCAUAAAAUCUAGAUUUUUAUAGGAUAUGCACCAAAUUAAAUAUAUUAUUGAAAUGUCACCCUAAUGUGAAUACUUGAUUAUUAUUAUUAUUAUUAUUUUAAUGAUCUAUGGAUAUAUUUCUGAGAAAUUGAUGAAAAUCUAUUAAAUUGUGCUAUUACACAAUAUUAAAAUAAAAAAAAAAAAAACACACAAAUAUCCUGGAUCCCCUCCAAAAGUUAUUGGUUUCCUCCAUGGCCCAUUCUCAACCCUUCCACCAAGUUUCAAGAAAAUCAGUUCAGUAUUUUUUGUAUAAUUCUGCUAAAAGUCAAAUAACACAAACCAUUAUGUAACUGGUGGAUGUAAUGUCGAACACCCUCAUCUGUGACUCAAAUAACUGCCCAUUAAAACGUGCACUUAACUGAAUGCAUGAAAGGAUGCCCACUGAUCCUUAAUUUAAAAUGUGCAAAAAAUAAAAACAUUAUCUUGUCAGCACUAAGCUAAAACAUGAAUAUUAUCCAACUGAAGCACAUGCAAAAAAAAAAAAAAAUGGGGUGAGCAGAGCAGAAGGAUGGUAGUCAGCUGAAUUAAGAAAUGUGCAAACAGUGCCAAAAGUGAUCAUAUGGUUCAGAAUUAUUCAGCCACACAGUUAUAUAAGCACAAGUAAGUGCAGUGUGUUAAUGCAUUAAAAUGAUUAUUCAUGCAGACUCCCUCCUCCUGCAUGUACCUUAUCAAUCUUGCACAGUUAUAGACAGAGGGACUUGGUGCCUGUCCUUAAUGUGAGGUAAUUAACACAAGUUGGAGUUACUACUAACAGUGGCACAAAAUUAGCCACAAAUUGUAAUUAUGCUGACAAUCUGGCCAUGUUAUAUUGUCUAGUUCAUAUUUAGUGUGCAGGUUUUUCACAAAGCAUGAUUACAUUGUAAUACGUAUUAUUUUGGCUCUUUAUCCUGCAGUGAGAGCUGAUCUAAAUGUUACCGUGUGUGCGGUAUGUCUGGUGCAUGAAUGUCUGGUGGAUCCAUCCUCAGAGCAUGUAUCCACAAGUGCACAUCAUGUGAGUGCUCAGGAAUGUAAGGAAAAGCUUUCUUCUAUCGCUGUUCUUGUGUCUUGUGCAAAACGCACCAUUUACUUUGUUUCCCCGAGCCGGUUGUCAUUUUCUUCUACACUUUUUGACUUGGUGUACAAUUUCUAGCACAAACCAAAUAUUGUCAAAUAAUUGUUCGAUGUGUGUCGUGUCCCAUCUUUAUCUAAAAAUAAAUCGAUCGUUCUGUAGUAGUUUUGUUAAUUGUAUAUGUAAAUUAUUUUGAAACAAUCAAGAAUGGGAUGCUAACAAAGGAAGCUACCUCCUCAGCUGUAGUGGCGACCAGCAGUGCUUUGUAAAAGAAAGUUUUUGCCUUUCUUGUUACACUCUUGGCUUUAUGUUGAUUGUGUGUUUGUGCAUCAUCAUUUUAGUUAAGUCAAAUUGUGGGAGGAAUCUAUGUACUGUAUACUGUGAUUUAUUUUUUUUAACCAGACUUUAAACUACAAAAAAGACAUAUCUUUUAUAGAUUGUAAACAUGCAGAAUAAUAGAGUAUAAAAGUAAUUCAGUUAAUUUCAGUUUGUUUAAUCUUACUGUAGGUUUUCAUGUGACACACCAACUUGUUUUGUUCUGUAAAACUAGAAAAAUAAUUACAAAUUGUGAAUAAAGAAAAGUGAAAGAAC
Molecule: messenger RNA, 6611 nt
Organism: Thalassophryne amazonica
Lineage: Eukaryota; Metazoa; Chordata; Actinopteri; Batrachoidiformes; Batrachoididae
Gene: lgr4
Product: leucine-rich repeat containing G protein-coupled receptor 4
Exons: 18
Coding region: 577-3516 (979 amino acids)
Biological process (GO): G protein-coupled receptor signaling pathway
Cellular component (GO): membrane
Molecular function (GO): G protein-coupled receptor activity; protein binding
Source: RefSeq, a predicted model, not a curated record